Molecule: messenger RNA, 1002 nt
Organism: Cyphellophora attinorum
Lineage: Eukaryota; Fungi; Ascomycota; Eurotiomycetes; Chaetothyriales; Cyphellophoraceae
Exons: 1
Coding region: 1-1002 (333 amino acids)
Source: RefSeq, a predicted model, not a curated record
AUGGCGAGCGACGAAAAAUCGAUGUUGCCGUCACACUCGGCAGAGCCAAGUUCUCGCAAGGUGAAGCGAAGGAGAGUCAUCAUUGUCGGUUCAGUCAUGGGAGUCAUCGCCAUCGCGCUGGCCGUUGGCCUUGGUGUUGGACUUACUGUAGGCAGGCCUACACACAGACGCCCUCCACCGGCACCCUCAUCUACACCCACGACUAUUGGCAGUGGCGGCUCUCAAGGCUCGGCCUCAAUAUGGAAACCAACCGCUGGGUUGAGCUGGGACUACGAUAUUCUUGGACCGGUCAAGUCGACUAACGCGAACGGGGUGGUGGUGCACGACAUCGAUCUUUGGGACAACGAAGCAAGCACUGUCAUCGCACUCAAGUCUCAGAAGGUGGAGAAUCAAGACGUCAAAGUCAUAUGCUACUUCUCUGCCGGCACAAGUGAGGAUUGGCGGGACGACGACAAUCAGUUCACCGACUCCGACAAAGGAUCUUCAUUGCCCGACUGGCCUGGAGAGCGAUGGCUCAAGACAAGCAGUCCUACCGUACGCAAAGUCAUGGAAUCGAGGCUAGAUCAGGCGGUGCAGAAGGGCUGCAACGCUGUGGAUCCAGACAACGUCGACGGCUUUGAUAACGACAAUGGACUGGGCCUGACCAAAGAAGAUGCCAUCGAUUAUGUGACCUUCCUGGCAAAUGCCGCACAUAGCCGGAAUCUCGCCGUUGGACUGAAGAAUGCUGGAUCUAUCAUCCCAGAGGUUCUCAACCUUGUCGACUUCAGCGUCAACGAGGAGUGCUUGCAAUACGAUGAAUGCGAGAGCUUCGCGCCGUUCAUUCAGCAGAACAAGCCAGUCUUCCACGUCGAGUACCCCAAAGGCGGCGACGUCAGCAACACCGUCAAUGUGGCCAGCUCAGAGCUCAACGGCAUCUGCGAUGACAGCACUGCGAAAGGCUUCUCUACGAUCGUCAAGAACAUCAAUCUCGAUACCUUCCUUCAAGAGUGUCCGGCAUCAUGA